Saccostrea cuccullata (small rock oyster) is the source of this 2310-nucleotide messenger RNA. RefSeq names its product cilia- and flagella-associated protein 36-like. The record is from RefSeq and is a predicted model, not a curated record. The transcript has 8 exons. Gene Ontology annotation, cellular component: axoneme; ciliary base. Lineage: Eukaryota; Metazoa; Mollusca; Bivalvia; Ostreida; Ostreidae. The coding region runs from base 1 to 1305 and encodes 434 amino acids.
AUGGCGAAGCGAGAUGAUUGGGUCUACGAUGAACUACUGUGUUUCUUGGGAAAUCCUUUCUUUCAAGUCCCAGUUUUAACUUUUAUGGAAUCAAAAUGUUUAAUUUUUGAUCCAAGUAUUGAAGACAGUGAGGAAUACAAGAAAGUUCACCAGGAAUACAAAGCUAUUAUUCAGAAGUUGCUGGACGCCUUCAUAAAAGAUACAGGUAUAAGCCAUGACCAGGUCAUUAAAGCUGUCCAAGACAUGAACAGGAGAAAGGAAAUCAAAGAAAUGUUCCAGAGCCUGUUUGAGCAGUUCUUUGCUGCUGAGGACUACACCAUUUUUGUUCGACUGAUGGUUCAGAAAAACAUUGAGUUACAACAGCAGGCUCUAGCCAUGAUCAUGCAGAUGCAGGGGGCUCUCCCUGAAAGCCUGAGUGAGGGGACAUCAAAACCCUCUACAUCCGCACCCCCUGCCCCCUCCAAUGAGCAGUACGGGGCACAGAAUGAGGAAGAAAUCCUGAAAGCUGUUUUAGAACAGUCCAAAAGGGAAUAUGAGGAAGAACAGAAGAAGAAAAAGACAGUGGAAGAAGAGGAGAUGAAGAAGGAGAUGGAGAGUCUGAUAACGAUCUCCAAGGUCGAACAUUCCAGACUGGAGGAGGAGAAAAGUAAAGAGAAAACCAAACUAGACCAGGCUUUGUUUGGGAUGACAUUAAAUGAAUCGGCUCCACAAACCAGUGCAUCUAGUAAACCACCAGCAGGAAACACCAAACCACCACCAAAACCACAAACAGACCUCAAGUCAGCGCCUAGUAUAUCAGUGACUCCUGCUGCUCCCCAAAGUGCCGCACCCCCUCCUAAACCAGCAGAACCUGUCCCUGCGGCUAGUGUCACUGCAGCCAUCGCCUCCCAGAAACUACCAAGUGUCGGUCAACAGAAACCGCAGAUGUCGAGUGCAGAGGCUGCAGCUAACUGGUUAAAACAGACAGAUGACACGCCCACUUCAAACAAACCUUCCACUUCGGCUGUCCAGGCAGCUGCUGCAGCCAUGUCAAACAUGAACUCAGAAGAACUAAAGAAGAGACAAGAAUUUUUGAAGCAACAAAGAGACAAAUUGCUAGAAAUGAAGAAAAAGGAAAGAGAAAAGCAGUUAUUAGCUGCAGAAAAGUCCCAACCAAAACGUCCCGUGUCUGCUCGCAUGGCCAAAUCAGCCAUGGAAGAUGGAGUGUCAGAAAAAUCCAAUAAACUUAGUCCCGAGGAGGAGAAAAAGAUGGCCAUGAGGAAAGCUAUAGCUGAUCGUCUGAAGGCAGAAAUGCUGGGAAAAUAGUGCAUAAUGAUAACAGUGACCGAUAUGGUAUCCACAAAACUUAAAUCUGUAUUACUGUAUACAAGGGAAUUUUUGCCCCCAUUCUGUUUUCAUCCCUUUUACUUUACUCGCAGGUGAGUGAAUUUAAAUGGGGCGAAUUCAAAGAAAACAGUAUGAUUUCUUAAACAUAACUUAUUAAGCACAUUUAAAUUGGGGCAGAAUUAUUUGCAAGUGUGAAUGGAUGAAAAUAACAGGGGGUGAAAGUAACCCUGUAUACAUGUAUUACUGUAAGGUUUUUAUGAAUUUGAAGAAAAAAAUUUACAAUUUUGUGGUCCCAGAUGUGAAAAGAUUUGAAUGAUGAGUACAUAUCUAGCAGUUAAAGGGAGGUAAAUGAAUUUGAAUUUAUUUAUUAUGAGAAUUAUCAUGUUUGAUCAAUAUAAUAUACCUUGAGUAUACAAGUUGUGAUGAAAUGUUUUAGUUUAUGACAUCAUGUGUUCAUGUAUUUCAUUAAGAUUGAAAGUGUCAUUCAAUAUUGUGCAUUAAUAAGGUAUAAAUUGAAAAUUUCAGGUGAUAAAAGCUUAAAUGACCCUUUUUAGAGAAGUAGAAGUGACCUGAUGACACGUUUCAAAUUUUAAAUUCAUUAUUUGUAUUAGUUUUUAUCAUCAAUGUACUUCAGAUGGGUACCUAUGCUCAAACCCUUUAGUUCUGUCAAAUUAUAGUAUUUCUAGGUUGUAUUAUGUAUGUUUUUAUGGCAAUAUAUCUUUCAUCUUUAAGUUGGGGAUUAUUUUUAAAGAAUAUGUGUUUAUAGAUAUACGGCAUAACACUGUAUAUGGGUUUAGAGGUUGUAUGAUUUUUGCAAGUACAUGUACAUGUUUUCCAUUUAUCUGUGACAGUUGCAUUUUAGAAGAAGUUUCUGAAUUCAUUCAGUUAAGAACUAUGAUAGAACACUGUAUUACAUUGCUCCUGUUUGUAUUGGAACUUUAAGGUCUGGUUGUGAAACUCCCUCUACUCCAGUCAGUUUUCUCU